ACGGUUCCUCGCGCAGCUUCUCUCUCUGUCGAAGCAAGCGCCGUGACAGAAAACGUGUAGAUCGCUUGAACCGAAAACAGGAACCCCUUCAGGGUUUCUAAUUCGCAUGCGGGGGGAAAUGGGGUGAGAAAUGUGGGCGUCGCGUUUAAAGGACACCAGCUGUUGUGUUUGUCUUCACGGUCAACAGCAAUCCCGCUCCGCUCACGGCUCCGUUCAGUUCAUUUAACGGCGCAACACUGAGGAAAUCACUGGGACUAUGUGAGCAUCAUGCUCGCUGUGAGAUGCCUGCUGUUCGCUGCAAUGUGUGCAAGGUGUGCCCAGACAGGUCUGAGGGAAUGGGUGAGUCUGGAGGGAAGGUUGCCGCCUGCAGAGGAGGUCGUUCAGCCCAAGCGGAUGCUGCAACAGAUCCACUCUGAGGAGGAGCUGCUGCACAACCACCUGGACACCCGGGUCAGAAACCUUCCAGCUGGCACGCAGCAGCCCAUCCAUUUGGCUCAGAGCAGCUUCUUGGUGAAGGCCUUUGGCACGUCCUUCAUCCUUGACCUGGAACUGAACCACAAUCUCCUGUCUACAGACUAUGUGGAGCGUCACUUUGAGGAUGGACAGCUGUCACAGAAUAUGGGAGGAGAGCACUGCUACUACCAUGGGCAAGUACGGGGGUUCCCGGGCUCCUGGGUUGCAUUGUCUACCUGCCAUGGCCUGCAGGGGAUGUUUUCUGAUGGCAAUUUUUCUUACGGGAUCGAACCUAUUGGCAAUGGAGAGGAGCAGAAUAACCACAUUGUCUAUCGAAUGCCAGAUAUUGACCUCUUCCCAGGUUGCUCUGUGAACGGCAUCGAGCCUGAGGGGCAGACAGAUGGCCACCGUGAAGGAGACAGCAAGCUCAAUGAUGGAGACGACGAGUCUGAGGAGAGGAAGCCAGCUUUUAUAGAAGGCCGGAGACGCUCAAAAAGACAAGUGAGACGAGGCCAACGCACCGUCCAGACUGAGACCAAGUACAUUGAGCUGAUGGUUGUCAAUGAUUAUGAACUGUUUGUGCAGCGUCGUCGGUCCACCUCUCAGACGAAGAUUUUUGCCAAAUCAGUGGUGAACAUGGCGGAUUUGAUCUACAAGGAGCAGCUCAACACUCGCAUCGUCCUGGUGGCCAUGGAAACCUGGUCUUCUGAAAACAAGAUUGCAGUCGGUGAUGAUGCCCUGCUCACCCUGCGAGAUUUCAUGAAGUACAGGAAGGAAAACAUCAAGGAACACUGCGAUGCUGUACACCUCUUCUCUGGGAGGACGUUCAUGAGCAGCCGCAGUGAGGCGGCUUACAUUGAAGGCAUCUGCUCGCUGACGAGGGGUGGAGGCAUAAAUGAGUUUGGCAGUGUGGGUCCAAUGGCCAUCACACUGUGUCAGAGUCUUGGCCAGAACAUCGGCAUGCUGAGGAACAAGGAGCGAACGGCUGCAGGUGAUUGUAGGUGUCCGGACCCAUGGCUGGGUUGCAUCAUGGAGGAUACAGGCUACAACCUUCCCAGAAAGUUCUCUCGCUGCAGUAUAGAUCAGUACCUGCGUUUCCUCCAGCUGGGAGGAGGCAGCUGCCUCUUCAACAAGCCCACAAAGCUGUUAGACCCCCCAGAGUGUGGCAAUGGAUAUGUGGAGCUGGGAGAGGAAUGUGACUGUGAAUUAAUGACGGAAUGUGGUCAGAAUGGAGCCAACUGCUGUAAGAAGUGUACUCUCACCCACAACGCCAUGUGCAGCAAUGGACUCUGCUGCAGGGACUGCAAGUAUGAGCUGCGAGGGGUGACAUGCCGAAAUGCUGUGAAUGACUGUGACAUUCCUGAGACCUGUACAGGAGACUCCAGCCAGUGUCCUCAUAAUGUCCACAAACUGGAUGGCUACACAUGUGAAACUGGCCAGGGUCGUUGUUAUGGAGGCCGCUGUAAGACCAGAGAUGGCCAAUGCAGGACUUUAUGGGGCUACAACUCAGCAGACAGAUUUUGCUAUGAAAAGCUGAACUCUGAGGGGACAGAGAAAGGAAACUGUGGUCCGGAUCCCAGUGGACAGGGAUGGGUGCAAUGCAACAAACAAGAUGUUCUCUGUGGAUUGCUGCUUUGCACCAAUCUGACUGAGAGACCAAGAUUUGGCGAACUGCAGGGGAGGCUCACCAGUCUGACCAUCCAUCAUCAAAACAGAUAUAUGGACUGCAGGGGGGGCCAUGCUGUGCUGGAUGAUGGCUUGGAUCUGGGAUACGUGGAGGAUGGGACCCCAUGUGGGCCAAACAUGAUGUGUUUGGAGCACCGCUGCCUCCCUGUCACCACUUUUAAUCUCAGCAUCUGCCCAGGCUCCUCAACUUCACGCAUCUGCUCCUACCAUGGGACUUGCAGUAAUGAAGUGAAAUGUAUCUGCGAUCCAGAUUACACCGGGAAGGACUGCAGUGUGUUUGACCCGAUUCCCACCCCAACCCCACCAGAUGGGUCAGAGAAGUACAAAGGUCCCAGUGGCACCAAUAUCAUAAUAGGUUCAGUUGCCGGUGCAAUUCUGCUGGCAGCAAUAGUCCUGGGGGGAACUGGCUGGGGAUUUAAAAACAUCCGGAAAGGAAGAUCGGGAGGAGUUUGAGUCGUAGCUCUGAUCUCUUGUUCACUCUGAAGCAACGUCUUCCACUUACGAGCCAUCAGAUCUUUUCUCUUUCCUGUUCUGACUCUACUGAUCCUGAGGGACACUCUUCCCUUAGAUUCUACAGGCUGUCGGGGAUUUUCUGACAACAAAUGUCCACUCUGCUGUUGAUGGCAUCGCCUCCUUUAUCCAAUCUUGACAGUUCGUGGCAACAGCUGCUCUGAUGCUGUUUAGACUGUUAUGAAGCUUUACCCCUUUAAGUAAUUUGUUGGAAGAAAAGACCAUGCACUUUUCCUGCUGUGGACUUUUUAAGGUAGUCAUUAUUUAAUCUCAUGGAGAGCACAACCACCUCCUCUUAGUAGUGUACCUUUUAACUGCAAUAGCAGUUUAUGAAUAUCUCUAAAUACUGAAUGUUGGCAUUUCCUCUGUCUAUAUUAAGGAUGUUCAUUAGCUCUCGACAUUCCACAUUGAUAGCCAUAAUUUCUCUUCUGAUGCCUUUCCUUAUUAGACGGUAGCCCAUCGGUUGUAAAUCAGUGUGUCUGAAUAUGUGUUUAUGUUUGUCUAGAGUAGGAGCUUGCAAGGAGGCUUGUUGUGCUGAAGACAAAUGAGUACUUUGUAUUUUGCUGCAGUCAAGCCAGGUGGGCAGUUGCACAUGUAUACACUGAAUGUUUUAUCUCGCUGUAUGAUAUCUAAUCCAUAUCCAAACUAUAUGCAUACAAGUAUGCUAAAAAUGGGUGCUGUUGUAAAUAGUGUAGCGACUCAUUUAGACAGCAGUGACUCACUGCCGCUCUGAAUGGAAGCACAAGUCUGGAAAGAGACUCCUCUUCCUGCCUAUAGGUGAAGAUGUAAUUAGCAAGAAAGGAUUGAAAAUGCCAGAGAUGAUGUGUGUGUUGUUUUCAAUAUAUGCCUCAGAUAUUUAAGGUUAAAGGAGACAGAUUUCUCCUUUAGACAUGAUUUCAUUGUGAAUCAUGUGUUGAGUUUGCUCAGGUUUUUAAAUCAUCUCCACAAAUAGGAACGCUGAAGUCAGUCAGUCUUAAAGAACACUAGUAAGACGUCAGAUUUCCUAGUAGGAAUAUAAAACAUGCAGAGACCUGUUAGAACAUUAUCUAAUUUAUUUCCUAAGUUAAGUGAACUGUUUAAGUUCUGAAUAGACUUUGUUAUUAAAAACAAAGUAGAAAGCAAGUGCAAAAGAGAUUAAGCUUUCU
This is a messenger RNA of Melanotaenia boesemani (Boeseman's rainbowfish), 3794 nucleotides long. It is a transcript of the gene adam11, whose product is annotated as ADAM metallopeptidase domain 11. NCBI's taxonomy places the organism in Eukaryota, Metazoa, Chordata, Actinopteri, Atheriniformes, Melanotaeniidae. Gene Ontology annotation, biological process: proteolysis. Gene Ontology annotation, molecular function: metalloendopeptidase activity. The record is from RefSeq and is a predicted model, not a curated record. The coding region runs from base 268 to 2592 and encodes 774 amino acids. The transcript has 26 exons.